AUGUAUAAAGAAGGUGAAGAUAGCUACGAGCAACUUGGACCUAGCGGAGCGGCGCCUGCACCACCACCGCCGCCGCCGCCUCCAGCUGAGACGAAACCAAGAGAUGAAGCGAAAACAAAAACCAACACUGUGGGUCAAUUUGCUCUGAGGCAUAGGCCAGGCGAUGAUGUAGAUCUCAGUUCUGACCAUGAACGCGCCACUUUGACAGGCGGCGCAAUCAGUGAUGAGAAAAUGUCAAGAUCGAGGGAUAAAGAAAAAGACAAAAAGCUAGAAGAGAAGCCAUUUAUGCUGGACAUCAAGCCUUAUAAAGAGCCUACCAUGCUAAAAUUCUGUCACAUUGUCACAUUGUUGCUGCUAGUGUUAAGUUUUCUGCUAAUGGCACUAACAGUUGUGCAGUUCGUCGACAUCUUCGUCUGGUUACCACUUCUGUUUGGCGAUACAGCAUGA
This is a messenger RNA of Cylicocyclus nassatus, 447 nucleotides long. NCBI's taxonomy places the organism in Eukaryota, Metazoa, Nematoda, Chromadorea, Rhabditida, Strongylidae. The record is from the annotation of a GenBank genome assembly.